GACCCUGCAGGUGCAACUGUGAUUUUUCAGUAAUGUGCAGUGCAGUCGCAUCAGCAGAAGCGGUACGGUAGGCUGCAGCAGCGUCCCCGACGCGCCGCGGCUACCCAUCUUCAAACAUCAGCAAUCUAACGGAUUGGUUUGCAGAGAGCUAAAGUGUCUGUACUCUGAGAAGAAUAACACAGCGCUGCUGAUCACCGUUCGGGCACAACCGAGCGAGCCUGCCGUCAUGGCCUCGUCAGUGAGUGGAACGGAGGAAGUGCGCGGGUCGGCGUUGACGCCCCUGAAGUUGGUGGGCUUGGUGUGCAUCUUCCUCGCGUUGUGCCUGGACGUCGGGUCUGUGUUGAGCCCAGCGUGGGUAACCGCGGAUGAUCAGUAUUACCUGUCUCUUUGGGAGUCGUGCUGGAAGCCUGUUACCUCGGAAACCUGGCAGUGCAGCACCACAUUGGAGACGGACUGGCAGAUCGCCACACUGGCCUUGUUGCUUGGCGGAGCAGCUCUCAUUCUUCUCUCGUUCUUGGUGGCUUUGGUGUCAGUUUGUAUUGGAUCAAGGAGGCGGUUCUACAGACCUGUUGCUGUGAUGCUGUUUGCUGCAGUGGUCUUUCAGGCGUGCAGCUUGGUCCUCUACCCCAUCAAGUUCAUCGAGACCAUCAGCUUGAGAAUAUACCACGAGUUCAACUGGGGCUACGGCCUCGCCUGGGGUGCCACCAUCUUCUCUUUCGGAGGGGCCAUCCUGUACUGCCUGAAUCCUAAGAACUAUGAAGAUUACUACUAAUCUCGCUUGAUGACUCGAAUGCCUUCAGCACACCCCCUGGUGUUCUCCACUAUCUGUGACAAUAGCGGCUCAUGCACUGAACUGUUAGUUUUCUCCCCCUCUUUGCUGAACUGAUGCUGAUUACCUUAUGAACACAUAUGCACGCACCUACACGUAAAGACACACACACAAAGACACGCACAGGAUCACACACAGAAUGCACAGAAAAGUGCUGACUUCACUAAUGUGUGGACUUUGAUGAGGAAGUGAGAGUGUAUUUUCCAGUUUCCCAUUUGUCAGUUCCAAUCAUCUUCAAUCUAUCUUGUUCAUAUCAUCAUUCUAUUAAGUCAUUAUCAUUCUCUAAAUCAAUCAUUCAAUUAAAACGUAUCAUUCCACACA
Alosa sapidissima (American shad) is the source of this 1150-nucleotide messenger RNA. It is a transcript of the gene tmem47, whose product is annotated as transmembrane protein 47. The record is from RefSeq and is a predicted model, not a curated record. Lineage: Eukaryota; Metazoa; Chordata; Actinopteri; Clupeiformes; Clupeidae. The transcript has 3 exons. Gene Ontology annotation, cellular component: membrane; cell-cell junction. Gene Ontology annotation, biological process: cell-cell adhesion. The coding region runs from base 227 to 772 and encodes 181 amino acids.